AUGAUAUCGCGUGGCCGCACGUGUCUAAUAAGGCCUUUGUCUGCCGCCUUAGAUACCAUCGCGGCUGGCCCCGAUGAACCGCUGCUCUUCCUUUACCCCCGAUGGGCCGCAUCGGCCUUCCGGCGAAGGCGCCCAAUCUCGUCCUUAACGCGUUCUUCUGUCUCAUCGAAGGAUGGAAAGAUUACUAGCUUGUGUCCCCGUACAAAUACCCGUCCAACUGCAUCAACAUUCGCAACAACCCGCCGACACGCGAGCCGAUGGAUCUCCAACGAGACGAUCUCUACUCAGACCGACGGUGACUCCUAUAUCAAACUACCUACCGGUCGCGCAGAAUAUGUGGUUGAAGACAAUGGAAACGAAAAUCAUGCAGAAGAUCUGAUUGACUCGCGAAAUGUGAGCCAGUCUACGUCAGCCUCGGAAGACUUAACGGCAUCUACCACCCAACUCAGUGGCGUCUGCGUCCGAGCAGCAAAGAAACGAGAUCGUUCAAUACCCGAAGAGUUGAACUUGGUGCCAGUCACGCCUGGAUCGAGUCAGCGUGUUCAUAGGAGCGAUUUCAGGAGGAACUUGUCGCCACGGAAUCAGAAGCAGGUUCUAUACGGCGAGUUUAUCCUCGACAGGGAAAGGGAAUUCGGGAUAUCACCGAAUACAAAAAGCUGGAUGGAUUUGCGAGAUUUGUUGUUGAACGUGCAGCGGCAGACCAAAGGUGCGAAUCGGAGGGGCACAAAGUAUAAAGAAUUGCUUAUCCCCGAAGAGACUAUCGCCCUCAUGUGUGGAUCUACAACGCCAGGCAAAGCUAUGGAGGAGAAUAUCUGGCAUCUUCCAAUCCGCCAUGGAUGUCUGGUACACGUUCUUCCUCCCGAUAAGGGUGAUGGAGUUUGUCGCAAGGUUGUCUUAAUGGGGUCAGAAGGCACCCUGGAAAUGGUUGAGGAUGCCAUCAAGCGGCAGCAAGAUCUCCAAGCCAGUGGAGACCCUCUUAUUGAAAUUCAGAAAUCGCCAGUCCCCAUCAUUGCUUCAAUGGGAAGACUAAAACGACUGAAACGCCCAGUGCCAUUGAUCCGUGGAGUCUGGACGGCCCCCUUUGAUGACAAAGAGCCAAUAUACUUGAGCAAACUCCUUGCAAGUGGGCAUUCAUUUGACUCAGUCAGGGAAUUUGCGGAUCACGUUGAAGAUGUGAUCAAUUCGAAAAGAAUGAACUUCGCCAAGGAGGCCAAGGAGGGUGAAUCCAGUGAAAUUCCCCAACGGGGCCGGGUUGCGAAGGAGCUCGUACGGCUGUUCCGACGGGAAUCAAACCGCAAAUUUUUUUCCACCGCCGCUAUGAACAGCGCGCUCAGGUAUCUCUACAAAACGGAAUACCUCAGUUUCGCUCGCGAGGUGUUCAUCGCAGCAGAGCAUCUCGCGACGGUAGACUCAUAUAACAUCUUGCUGCAAUCUGCGGCCAUUCGCCAGGAUAAGCGGAUGUUUGAGUACUUUUUGCAAGCAAUGGCCCAAAAGCGUAUUCGCCCUAAUGCGCAAACCUGGCAUACAUUGUUGCAGGCUAUGCUCACACAGAAGACCAAGGCCACAAUCAUCAAGGACAUGGCCAAGAAGGGCUACAUGAAGGACAUCAACUCUAUCCGCAGUGCGUUGCAGUUGACGAUUUCGGAUUCAUUCUUUGUUCACUUGGAAAGCGGUCGGGACGUCCGCAGCUUCUUCAACCUCAUGAUCAAGACACAUGGAGCAGACUGGUUCACUGCCUCGCUACUCAGCCAGAUGUUCAAUGUGACUUCGCGCUUGAAAAAUCACGCGGCCAUGCAAGAACUGCUUGAUAUUUGCGUUGAAUAUCAUCUUGAUAUGAAUAAUGCCUGUCUCCUUCAAAUUUUGUAUACGGUCAAGGACGACAUCUUCACUGCUCUCGAACAUACUUUCAAGAUCAUGAAACGACUCAUGUUCAAGCUCAACUUUGAGACUAUCGAGAUGCUUUUCUUCAUCGCCUACCGAGGCUGUCACUACAAUGUUUGCCGCGUGUUGUGGCAUUACGCCUGCAUGGAGGAUAUUGUGUCCUCUAGAAUGUACAACAAAGUCCUGGACUCUCUCAUUCGCAAUGUGUCCUUGGAGACAUCAUCCGACGAUGUCAGCAAGAUCUGGCGUGUGUGUGCUGGCAAGGUGAUCAUCCGCCGUAAUGCGCGGGCCAAAUUCAAGACCACCCAGGAAGUUCUCGACCAACUGCCUCCUGAAUUCCACCAUGAUCCCUUUCUCUACUUGGUAUCUGGCUUCAAGGAUACAGGUCCUGGACGAGCUUUGCAGCUUCAAAUAGCCAAGGACUACGUCCAUCGUGACAUGCUCACUGAGGCACAUCCUAAAUAUUCGCUGCCUCUGAUGCUGGAGGCCGCUGCUGCAUUGGAUCAAGAGUGGCGUGGUAAACCAUGGCCGUUGGCAUGGAUGCUUCAGAAUUCCAUUGGAAUCCCAACCACGAGGCAGUCCUUGGAAUUGGAUUGA
This is a messenger RNA of Penicillium subrubescens, 2478 nucleotides long. RefSeq lists its product as uncharacterized. Gene Ontology annotation, molecular function: protein binding. The record is from RefSeq and is a predicted model, not a curated record. The transcript has a single exon. Bases 1 to 2478 code for a protein of 825 amino acids. NCBI's taxonomy places the organism in Eukaryota, Fungi, Ascomycota, Eurotiomycetes, Eurotiales, Aspergillaceae.